Molecule: messenger RNA, 2734 nt
Organism: Benincasa hispida (wax gourd)
Lineage: Eukaryota; Viridiplantae; Streptophyta; Magnoliopsida; Cucurbitales; Cucurbitaceae
Product: toprim domain-containing protein
Biological process (GO): DNA replication
Molecular function (GO): 5'-3' DNA helicase activity; ATP binding; single-stranded DNA binding
Source: RefSeq, a predicted model, not a curated record
AAAGGAAAAAUCCCACUGGUUGUGCAGAAAAGCUUCGGGUUUAUUUGUCUUCGGAAGUAAGCCGCAGAAGAAAGCUUCAGUUGUGGCAACCAAACCCACUCUUCGCAUACCCAUAACUCCUUCCUUUCUUCAGCAACAUUCAUUUCAAGGCCUGUUGAUUUCUUCAUUCUCUAGCUAGCUACUAUGUUAUUAACUCUGUAGAAGAGCCGCCCAAUGAAAUGGAGUCCAUAGCCAUCUGAUUACCUUAAACCCCAUCAAGCCAGGCAUGCGUUUUCUUCACCACAAUCAGUGUCUCUAUAACCCCUUUUCCAACCUCUCUUCAUUUUCCUCCUCAUUUAAUCUAAUGGGUACCAUUCCUUUAUGCAAGUCCACUUCUCUGGUUAUCCUGUCACACCUUUCUUCUUCUUCUUCUUCUUCUUCGCUGAAGUAUUUCCUGUACAGAAGUAAUCCUCUGCUCCAUGGUUUAUUUCCUGUACGACCCAUGUCCCUUGAUAAACCCUUUUCUAUGAAACCAAAUGGGGUUUCUUCUUUCACUUCUCAUUCCAAUGUUCCCACACCUCCAGCGUUUUUGGAGAAUCCACUAGACGAGGCUUUAAGCUCGACUCCAUUGAAUGUUCUGAGAAAAAAAUUGCAGGAGCUUGACAUUGACACCGAAUCUUGUGUUCCAGGGCAGACGAACCACCUGCUGUGUCCAAUGUGCAAAGGUGGUGAUUCAGGGGAACGAUGCUUCUCCCUGUAUAUCUCAGAAGACGGGGGGGCUGCUCUUUGGAUGUGCUUUCGUGCAAAAUGUGGUUGGAAAGGCCGUACUCUGGCCUUUGCUGAUGGUUCGUCAUCAUAUCGAAAUUUAGGUCAAGUUGCACUUAAGCAGAACAAACGGAAAAUUACAGUGGAGAGUCUACAACUUGAACCGCUGUGCGAUGAGCUGGUUGCUUAUUUUGCUGAGCGAUUGAUAUCCAAGAACACAUUGUUAAGAAAUUCAGUUAUGCAGAAAAGAUUCAAUAAUCAGAUCGUUAUUGCGUUUACGUAUUAUCGAUGUGGAGCACUAAUAAGUUGCAAGUAUCGUGAUGUCAACAAAAAGUUCUGGCAGGAGGCCAAUACUGAGAAAAUAUUUUAUGGAUUGGAUGACAUACAGGGCACAAGUGAUAUCAUCAUAGUUGAAGGGGAGAUAGACAAGCUUUCGAUGGCAGAAGCUGGUUUCCAUAAUUGUGUGAGUGUUCCAGAUGGUGCACCACCAUCAGUUUCCAAAAACGAUGUACCUCCUGCAGAUCAGGAUAUGAAGUAUCAGUAUCUAUGGAACUGCAAAGACUACUUGAAUAAGGCAUCACGUAUUAUACUUGCUACUGAUGGGGAUCCUCCUGGUCAAGCCUUAGCAGAGGAGAUUGCACGUCGUGUUGGGAGGGAAAGAUGUUGGAGGGUGAAAUGGCCAAAAAAGAAUGAGGUCGAUCAUUUCAAAGAUGCAAAUGAGGUUCUGAUGUACUUGGGCCCUGAGGCCCUGAAGGAAGUUGUUGACAAUGCAGAGUUGUAUCCUAUACGUGGAUUAUUUAGCUUCAAAGAUUACUUCGAUGAGAUUGAUGCAUAUUAUCACAAAAAAUUUGGAAAUGAGUUCGGUGUCUCAACAGGAUGGAAGGCUCUCAAUGAUUUGUACAAUGUUGUCCCGGGGGAGCUUACCAUUGUUACUGGUAUUCCUAAUUCAGGCAAAAGUGAAUGGAUUGAUGCUCUGCUAUGCAAUCUUAAUGCAAGUGCCGGUUGGAAAUUUAUUCUCUGCUCUAUGGAAAAUAAGGUUCGGGACCAUGCAAGAAAAUUAUUGGAGAAACACAUCAAGAAGCCUUUCUUUGCUGCACGUUAUGGUGGAUCUGUUGAUCGAAUGAGUAUUGAGGAGUUGGAGCAAGGAAAGCUAUGGUUAAAUGAUACAUUUUUUCUUAUAAGGUGUGAAAAUGAGUCCCUCCCAAGUAUUAAUUGGGUAUUGGAUCUUGCAAAAGCAGCAGUUUUAAGGCAUGGAGUUUCUGGACUGGUAAUUGACCCUUAUAAUGAGCUUGACCAUCAACGGCCUCCAAACCAGACUGAAACAGAGUAUGUGAGCCAGAUGCUUACUAAGGUCAAACGGUUUGCUCAACAUCACGCUUGCCAUGUUUGGUUUGUUGCACAUCCUAAGCAGUUGCAGAACUGGUCUGGAGGUGCACCUAAUAUGUAUGAUAUAAGUGGAAGUGCACACUUCAUAAACAAAUGUGAUAAUGGAAUUGUUAUUCAUCGCAAUAGGGAUCCUGACUUUGGUCCUAUUGAUCUCCUACAGGUAUCUGUACGGAAAGUGAGAAACAAGGUUGCAGGAACAAUUGGGGAAGCGUAUUUGGCAUAUAAUAGGAUAACCGGAGAAUUCGUGGAUACGGACAAGUCAGUUAGAAUAGAGCGGUAACCCAAGAAGUCAAAAUUUCGAGUGUAGGUACGCUGUUAAAGGCUUGACAUCCACAAUGAAGCUGAUAACCUGUGAUGCCUUCACGAGUAUGUUCAAGGUCAUUUAUCCAGUGCAAUACCGUAAAUUGUCGAUAAACGGCAAGCUCUAAAUCUUGCAUACAGUUGACAUGUAAUGGAAAUGCCAUUUUUUGUUGGGUGAACCAUAGAAUGCAAGAAAAUAUAUAAAGUUAAUGGAUGUGUGUACAAAAAUGACCAUGAGAAUUUGGUUUGAAAAUUUUGUUCAAAAUGAAUGCAGGAGUUGAACAAGCAGAGUUAUCUUGAUACA